Nothobranchius furzeri (turquoise killifish) is the source of this 2791-nucleotide messenger RNA. Lineage: Eukaryota; Metazoa; Chordata; Actinopteri; Cyprinodontiformes; Nothobranchiidae. The record is from RefSeq and is a predicted model, not a curated record.
GCACAGCUCAACACGGAGCUGCCGGAGGAAGGUUCUGGUAGGUGUCUGGUGGAUUUAGGUGUGUGUUAGUGUUUCUACAGGCGGUGUGAGAGAACCAACAGCAGCUUUAAGUGUUGGACUGAGGCUGGGACUCAGGGUGUCAUGGUGGGUGGAAGUUUCCUGACCCGCAUGAGAGAAUCACACACGGGAACACAGUUUGCGGCAGAACACGGGUGGGUUUCACCAGAAAUGCCCAUUUCUGAACAAAAACUGGAGAAAACAGGCCUUUUGUGUCAAGAGAGAUGGGUUAAAAUAAUGGCGCUGGUUAAAGAAGAAGCUCAUGAAGAACAGAGUGCUGGUGAGGACCAGCAGGAACCAGAACACCUCCACAUAAAGGAGGAACAGGAUGACCUCUGGACCAGUCUGGAGAGAGAGCAGCUACAUUUGAAGGAGACUGAUGCUGCCAGAUUUCUAUUCACUGCUGGUUCUAUAAAGAGUGAGGAUGAUGAAGAAAAACCUCUCGUCUCACAGCUUCAUCAGCAGCAAACAGAAGACCGAGAUGUUCCAGCGAGCAGCUCAGCUGACCAUGUGACAGCAGAAAUGACAAGUCAUUUAGCAACAAGGUCUUCAGGCUGUUGUGUUAGUAAGGAAUGUGUUAUAGUGAAGCAACAUGCAGACUCAUGUAGGGAAGUCCAGAAAAAGACUAAAACAUUUAGUUGUGAUUACUGUGUAAAAGAAUUUAUGGUUAAAUCAAGUUUAAACAGACACAUGAGAAUCCACACAAGACAGAAGCCUUUUGCCUGUGAGCUGUGUGGAAAAGGAUUUAACCAAAAGACAGAUUUAAACAGACACGCAAGAGUCCACACAGGACAGAAGCCUUUUGCCUGUGAGCUGUGUGGGAAAGGAUUUAACCAAAAGACAGAUUUAAACAGACACGCAAGAGUCCACACAGGACAGAAGCCUUUUGUCUGUGAGCUAUGUGGACAAAGAUUUAACCAACGAACAACUUUAAACAGACACAUGAGAAUCCACACAAGACAGAAGCCUUUUGCCUGUGAGCUGUGUGGAAAAGGAUUUAACCGAAAGACAGAUUUAAACAGACACGCAAGAGUCCACACAGGACAGAAGCCUUUUGCCUGUGAGCUAUGUGGACAAAGAUUUAACCAACGAACAACUUUAAACAGACGCAUAAGAAUCCACACAGGACAUAAGCCUUUUGUCUGUGAGCUGUGUGGACAAAGAUUUAACCAAAAGACAACUUUAAAAGAUCACAUGAGAACCCACACAGAACAGACGCCUUUUGCCUGUAAGCUCUGUGGAAAAAGAUUUAACCGACGAACAAAUUUAAGGAGACACAUAAGAAUCCACACAGGACAUAAGCCUUUUGCCUGUGAGCUGUGUGGACAAAGAUUUCGUUAUAAGACAAGUUUAAACAGUCAUAUGAGUGUCCACACAGGACAGAAGCCUUUUACAUGUGAGCUCUGUGGACAAAGAUUUAACCGACGAACAAAUUUAAGCAGACACAUAAGAAUCCACACAGGACAUAAGCCUUUUGCCUGUGAGCUGUGUGGACAAAGAUUUAACCAAAAGACAACUUUAAAAGAUCACAUGAGAACCCACACAGGACAGAAGCCUUUUGCCUGUGAGCUGUGUGGACAAAGAUUUAACCGAAAGACACAUUUAAAAGAUCACAUGAGAAUCCACACUGGAGAGAAACCUUUUGCCUGUGAGCUGUGUGGACAAAAGUUUAGUUAUAAGACAAAUUUAAAAGACCACAUGAGAACCCACACAGGAGAGAAACCUUUUGCCUGUGAGCUGUGUGGAAAAGGAUUUAACCGAAAGACAGAUUUAAACAGACACACAAGAGUCCACACAGGACAGAAGCCUUUUGCCUGUGAGCUGUGUGGACAAAGAUUUCGUUAUAAGACAAGUUUAAACAGUCACAUGAGUGUCCACACAGGACAGAAGCCUUUUAUAUGUGAGCUCUGUGGACAAGGAUUUAGUGUAAAGAAAAGUUUAAAGAAUCACACGAGUGUCCACCCUGGACAGAAGCCUUUUGGUUGUUUAACUUGAUGUAAGUGGUUACUUUUAAUAAAUGAUCAAUAAGAUGUGAUAUUUCCAUAUAAAUAUGAAAUAUCAAUAUUAUUGAUCUUUUGAAAUUUUAUCUAAAAUUAAACCAGGUCAUUUUGGUAGUUCGGGGAAAUCUAACCUUCGUAAUAUUUUGAGAGCGAGCGAAAAAUAUUUUCUAAAAACAAAUUUAAUACUACAUUUCUACUACUGUGUGGGCGACGGUGGCACAGGAGUAAAGUGCUCACCCCGUAAUCGAAAGGUAGCAGGUUUGAGCCUCUGCUUAAUCUGUCGCUGUCAUUGUGUCCUUGGGCAAGACAUUUAGCUCACCUUGCCUGCUGGUGGUGAUCGGAGGGACCGGUGGCGCCAGUGCUCGGCAGCCUCGCCUCUGUCAGUGCAUCCCAGGGCAGCUGUGGCUACAUCGUAGCUCAUCCCCGCCAGCGUGUGAAUGGGUGAAUGACUGAUUGUGUUGUAAAGCGCCUUGGGGGUUUCCAGGACUCUAGAAGGUGCUAUAUCAAAUACAGGCCAUUUACCAUUUACUAAUGAUGACACGGAACAAAUGAUGAUAAAUUAUGUUUGAAACAAGAUAACUGGGACAAUGAAUGAAAUGAUGGAAUGUGUACUUAGAUGUUAUGUAGUAAAACCAAGUGUCUUAGAAAAUUGUGAUGUCUGGGUUGUAAAAUACGUCUGAAUGUAUGGUUUAACAAUCUCUAUUAAAACACCAUCCCACGCCAGUUGUGCAGAA